Molecule: messenger RNA, 2640 nt
Organism: Zasmidium cellare ATCC 36951
Lineage: Eukaryota; Fungi; Ascomycota; Dothideomycetes; Mycosphaerellales; Mycosphaerellaceae
Exons: 2
Coding region: 1-2640 (879 amino acids)
Cellular component (GO): fungal-type vacuole membrane
Source: RefSeq, a predicted model, not a curated record
AUGGCCGCCAACGGCGAGCCUGCCACCCCCAGGCAUCCACAAGACGACGACGAACGGACACGAGACGACGAACCCGCGAGCGAGACAUCGCCUCUGCUCCCGCCGAAUCAGGCCGAAAACAAUGACCAGAGCCAGCCACCGCGAGGCGCAGCUGCGACAUUACUGCGCUCUCUAUCCCAUUCGAAAGGAGGCAAGAGGCGAUGGCCCAGCUUAAUAGCGUUGCUGCUGCUAUGCAUCGUCGCAGUCCUCAUAAUCGUGUUCGCAUUCGUCGCUCCGAGCGCAGUGGAGUCAUACGCUCAGCAGGCGGUCGUCUUCGAGCCCACAAGCCUGUCAAUAGACUCGUUCCUGGACGAUGGAGUACGAGCGAGAGUCCAGGGAGACUUCAAGAUGGACUCGAGCAGGGUGGAGAAGAAAUCGGUACGAGAUCUCGGCAAGCUCUGUACGUGGAUCGCAAGCGAGGUUGAGACAGGCACGAGUGAGAUGGAGGUCUCGCUGCCAGAAUAUGGGAACGUCGUGCUGGGCACGGCGCAAAUACCGCCGAUCAAAGUCUCGAUCCGGGAUGGGCAUGCUACCAAGGUCGACUUUUUGAGCGACCUACAGCCCGGCGAUGUCGAUGGAAUUAGGAGGAUCGCCAAUGACUGGAUGGACGGCCGGCUGGGCCAGCUGCGAGUGGUCGGCAAGGCGCAGGUUCCUCUCAAGAGCGGCAUCAUAAGUUUGGGCAAGCAGAUGGUGCAGCAGGAAAUGCUGUUUGCCAACGAUGACAUCCCAUCGAUGCCUGGAUACAAGAUCAAGAAACUCAACGUCCGCGAAGUCGAUAUUCCCAGCGGCAAGGGCAUGGCAGCAGAUGUCUCACUCAAAGUCGAGAACGAGUACCCUGUUGAGUUCACCGUGCCUCCGCUUGGGUUUGGCAUUCUGGUGGACAACUGCGAGAAAAGCGACGACUUGAUCAUGGUUGCUGAUGCUCUGACGCAAGAGAUUGCAAUCUUGCCCAAGGCGGACGUCGAGGUCAACGUGACUGGAACCGUUCGCCACUUGCCUUCCGUCCUCACACAGGCAUGCCCAGGAAGCACGAAGUCGCCUUUGGACAUCCUCCUCGGCAGAUACAUCCACGGCGAGGAGAACACAGUCUACGUGAGAGGCUCAGACGCACCGUCACUGGAUACCCCUCGCUGGGUGUCUGACCUCAUGGCCGACAUUACCGUACCAGUCCCUCUCCCGGGUCGAACAUUUGGCCAUCUCGUUCGGAACUUCUCCCUCACCAAUACGCAUUUCAGCCUGCCAGACCCACUGGCAGAGCCUGGCACGCCCGAAGGCAAUCCUCGCAUCAGCGCAAACGUUCGCGCGAUUGUUGCAUUGCCUGAGGAGAUGAACUUCAACAUCUCUGUCGGCAAAGUCAGGGCCGAUGCUGAUGUGUUCUAUAAGGGCAAGAAGCUUGGUCGACUAGACUUGAGCAAAUGGCAAGAUGCAAACAGUACUCGUAUCGACUCGACCCCCGAGGAAGGUCCUGCCCUAGCGGUAGAGAGUGAAGUGAAGGACGCACCACUAGAAAUUCAAGAUGAGGAUGUCUUCACAGACGUGAUUCAAGAAUUGAUCUUUGGCAAAAGGACUGUCAUCAUGAAGAUCCAGGCCGAAGUGGACGCGGGAGUAGAGACGGCGUUGGGAGAGUUUGCCAUCAACAGAAUACCCGCAGACGGCCAAGUGCCGAUCAAGCCGAUUUCACGACCCCAUGAACCCGGCAAAAAGCCAACCGACCCUCCUUCAAAACUCCCCAGCAACAUCACCAACGGCGUCAACCCCAAGCUCGUCGACCUGAGCAUCCUCAACACCACAGAAACCUCUCUCCUCAUCGGCGGCAAAGUCAACAUCACCAACCCCACCGCCUACUCCGCGACAAUCCCCUACGUCGACAUCCACAUCAUGAAGAACGGCUCCCUCCUCGGCCACGCCACCGCCUACAACCUCUCCAUCCACCCCGGAAACAACAGCUACCUCUCCGUCGAAGCGACCUACGACCCCCUCACCCUCGGCGGCCCCAAAGCCAAAGCCAUCGGCCGCGAACUCAUCAGCCAGUACAUCUCCGGGUGGAACACGACCAUCACGCUCCAGAUGCAUGAGGAAUCGUUCCCGGGAAACCCGACCCUCGGCCGCGCGCUCUCGAAGUUCCCUGUCGAAGUCGCGGCGCCGCAUCUUAGCGCGCCAAAACGGCCUGAUGAUGGUGAUGAUGAUGAGGAUCCUGAUGACGAAGAUGACAAAGCGACGCACUUUAUCAAGGACGCGACUAUGCAUCUUCUAACUUCCACCGCCUCCUUCACCCUCCUCUCGCCCCUGCACCACUCAACUCUCUACAUCACUCACCUCAACGCCACGGCAAUCUAUCACUCCGACGACGUCGGCCUGAUCCUCUACGACGAGCCUUUCGGCGUGCCCCCCGUGGAGGAGACGCCUGGGGGCGAGGGAUUCGAGACGCCGCGGUUGCCGGUAGAGUGGAGUCUGGGGAGUGUCGGGUAUGGGGCUGUUAAGAGGGCUUUAGGGGGGACGUUAAGAUUGGCGGCGAGGGCGGAGGUUGGUGUUAGGCUGGGACGGUGGAGGGAGGAGAUUUGGUUCAGGGGCGGGGGUUUGGGGGUUAGGAUUCGGUUGUGA